Molecule: messenger RNA, 740 nt
Organism: Paramecium sonneborni
Lineage: Eukaryota; Ciliophora; Oligohymenophorea; Peniculida; Parameciidae
Source: the annotation of a GenBank genome assembly
AACCAGCAAAUAUUAUUAGUUGAAUUAAAAAAAUAACAAAUGGCUAAACAAUAAGGAGCAGGAUCAAUUUGGAAUCCAAAUAGUUGGCAUUGGGAAGAGAAAAAUUACACUCCAAUUUCUAAAUAAUUGAUUGAAUCUAAGAUCAAAUCAACCAAAGUUGAAUCUGGAGAUAUAACAUUAUUGAAUUAAGAAGUGAAGUCUAUUACUGGAGAUGUAAAAUUAUUUAAUAUUGUAAGGCUUAAGUUAACAUAAGAAAAGGAAAACAAGUUUUGAUUUACGAUUUUGAUAUUGAAGUAGAAUGGCAUGGUAUUUAAAUAAUUCUAAAAUUAGGUGUAAAUAAGGAUCAUGAAGCAGAAGGAACAUAUAAAAUAAAAGACUUAAAUUCUUUAGAUAACGAUUUUGAAAUAAUUCAUAUAAGCUGCAAUACAAAAACAGCAAUUUCUGAUAAAUGCAAAGACUUAAUUAAGAAAGACAUGUUCAAAAAAUUAAGAGAUGUUUUUACAACAUUGAUGUAAGAAAUAGGAUAAUAUGAAUCUGAUCCAGAAAAAUUGUAAAUUUGAAUUUUUAUAUUUAGAAAAAAAGACUAGGAAGCUAGAAGAAUAGCAGAAGAAUAAGUAAGAUUAGCAAAAGAAUAAAAUGGAGAUUUAAAAGAAAAAAUCUUUUAAGAACAAAAACUCAAAGAGCAAUAAAUGAAAUAAGAGUUCUCUUAAUUUGCAUAAAAAUGAAAAUAUAAAUAUUUA